Messenger RNA from Dacryopinax primogenitus, 2237 nucleotides. RefSeq names its product apses-domain-containing protein. Gene Ontology annotation, molecular function: DNA binding; transcription regulator activity; protein binding. The record is from RefSeq and is a predicted model, not a curated record. The coding region runs from base 8 to 2227 and encodes 739 amino acids. Gene Ontology annotation, cellular component: SBF transcription complex; MBF transcription complex. The transcript has 9 exons. Lineage: Eukaryota; Fungi; Basidiomycota; Dacrymycetes; Dacrymycetales; Dacrymycetaceae.
ACUUAUCAUGGACGCCAAAUCUAUUCGUGUCUACUCGUCUGUGUAUUCCGGUAUUCAGGUUCUGGAAGCCAUCGUGAGGGGCAUAGCAGUCAUGAAACGGAAGUCGGACGCCUACGUGAACGCCACUCAGAUCCUCAAGGUCGCUGGUGUCGAGAAAGGGAAGCGUACCAAGAUCCUUGAAAAAGACAUCACGAAUGGUGAACACGAAAAGAUACAGGGGGGCUACGGCAAGUACCAGGGAACCUGGAUCCCUCUUGAGAGAGGAAGGGAGCUUGCUCAUCAGUAUGGUGUGGGUCACUUGUUAGCACCUAUCUUCGAUGCUGCUCCCGCCACAUCCAGCGAGUCUUUCCCCGGCUCCCAACGAUUUCCAGCGGUCUCUCUUUCGAAACAACCUGCCAGGUCAUCGCAAACCGCCGCAUUCCCGCCUGCAUCUGUUGUCUCACCUGUGCCUGAUUACGGUAUCCAAGGAUCCACCCCUUCAUCAUUGGAGCUGCUUCAGAAAGGUCGAUUACCUGGUGCAGCCAUCUCUCCUGCAGGUUUGAACGGAGUUUUCAGUGGCGACAGCGACCUUUUAUUUGGCUAUCAGUCGUCAGACCGUGCACCAUCGCUCAAGCGUGGGCGGGAGACGGAGAGUUUGGACAACAUUCCCACGCAUUUCAUGGCAUACCAGCCAGAUGUCGAGGCUCACGCGCAAGUUUCCAAUGGGGAUGGUCCCCCGCCUCCGAAGAAGCCCAGGACGGAUAACGUGAACGCAGGAGUUUUGAAUGGUGCCACUGCGCUGCCCAGUGCGAUGAUGAUGGACUACAGUCUGCGCCCUGCGUUGUUCGAAGACUUGGAUUUCAGUUUGUCGAAGGCUGGCUCUCGGGCGCAGCAGGCACUGGUUGCCAUUGAUAAUGACGAUUGCCCGCGUCUCCUGUCUGCCCUCACAAUUCUGCAGGCUGACAACGGUCCGCACUUGGAUGGCGCGCUAAAAUUGGACGACGAGGGCCACACAGCUCUUCAUUGGGCGGCAGCUCUGGCACGACAAGGUAUCGUGGAAGCCCUUGUACGAAGCGGUACGGACGUUACUUCCCGCAAUGCGAUCGGUGAAACCGCGUUGAUGCGCGCUGUUAAGUCGUCCUACAACUAUGAGCAACAAACCUUUGGCGCUUUAUUAUCUUCUCUCGAAGGAUCUCUCAUGCUCGUGGAUGACUCCAAUAGGACGUUACUUCACCAUAUCGUACAACUAGCUGCUGUUAAAGGUCGGGCCACCGCUGCCAGGUACUAUCUGCAAGUCGUCUUUGAGUGGAUAGCACGUCAGCUACGGGGCAAUUAUCGAGACUUCGUCGACGUACAGGACAUUAAUGGCGACACUGCAUUAAAUGUUGCCGCAAGAAUUGGUUCGCGAGCGCUUGUUCGUAUGCUACUAGACGUUGGAGCCAACCGCACCAUUCCAAACAAACUUGGGCUGCGCGCAGGCGAUUUCGGAGUUGAAGAAGACACACUGCAGCCCAAUCCCGUGGAAGACGCCUUAUCCUCGUUAAGAGCGAACAAGUCAGCGCCUCUCCAGAGAAGUUCCAACAUAAUUUCAGGAAUCACCGCAAAGAUGGAGGCACUGGCUUCGGAAUUUGCGUCCGAAUUAGAUGCCAAACAGAGCGCGAUUACGAUGAAUCAGGUUCAUCUUCGAGUAGCCACAAGACAGCUGGCGGAACAAAGGCGACAGAUCCAGACAUGGAAGUCUAGAUGUCAGGAGCUGGACCAGGGGAAACAGAGGGUGAAGAAUGUUCAACGCGCAUUGGCCCAGGAGGAGGGCUUCGAAUGGACCGGUCGAACUGAAGCCGAUGGAGGUGCCGCCAGAGAAAGUGCCGGUCUUCCAUUCUCGUAUCGCGGUGCAGCCCGGCCCACACCUUCUACAGUCGGGGCAGUAGAAAUUUCAUUCGAACUUGGGACUGACCCUCCAAUACCGUCCGGUGACAGCACGGCUACCCUCGUCAAACUACGGAGAAUAAAAACGUGGUCAGCACGAGUAGAGCAGAUUCUAUCUGAGCGAAUCAGGCGACUCCAAGGUGCUGGUGCAUAUAAAGAAGUCCAAUGCAAGAGAAUCGUCUCUCUUUGCACAAAGGUCCCUGUGGAAGAAGUGGAGCGGAUGCUUGAAUCUCUCUUGAACGCAGUGGAAAGUGACAGCGAUAAUUUGGACAUGGAACGAGUUUCCGGAUUUUUGGCUAAGGUACGCAAUGGAAAUAUAUAGUGUGCAGUGG